AUGGAUUCUACGUCAUAUUCCACUUCUAACAUAGUGGGAUACUCUUCCAAUUUACCCACUCGUUAUGUCCAUUUACCAUUGAAAUAUCCAGAGACUUCUUCUACUUCAGAUGGUACUGCUGCUACUGGUUCCAACAAGAAACUCUUACCAAAUGAACAAUUCCAACAAAUGUUAUCCAACUGUGGUGAUAUAAUCAACUUAACCAAAUAUGGAUUAUUAAUUGAUUUUAUAUCUUUUCAAGUUCUUAAUGAUUUAAAAACAAUCAUUUUAACGCCAAUUAUUUCACAAUCAAAUAAUUUCAAUUUUCAAUUUCAAAAUAUUCAAAUUCAAUUACCUCAUAAAAUUAUAUCAAAUAAAUGUAUUACUUUACAUUUCCAAGAUGAUAAUCAUAAACAUGAAGAUGGUAAUUUAAUCAUUGAUUUAAUUGAUGCAAAUUAUUUAUUUAUAAAUUUAAAGAUUUCAUUAUCUGAUUUUAUUAUUUCAAAUGUUAAAAAACUUAAUUUAUUACAUUUUGAUAAAUGGGGUCACAUAUCAGUUCCUUAUUCAUUUGAAUUAAGAUCCUCUCCAUUUUAUAUUAAAUCAUUAGAUACUAACAAUUUAGUUGUAUCUUUGAAAGAUGGUGGUUUCAUUCAUUUUGCCAGACCAACAAUUUUACAAGAUUUUACCGUUUAUAAUUUCCAAGAAUCAACCGCGUCUUUACUUCCACCAUUUGGAGGAUUUUUCAGUGGAUUUUUCAAACCAAAACAAGAAAUUAUCUUGGAAGGAAUCUCAUCAAAUUCAAUUAUUGAUGUCGUGAAAAUUCUGAAUGAUGUUAUUGUUGCAUUGACAGUUUGUAAAAUGAUUAAAGUUUGGAAUUUAUCAUCUCAUCAAAAUAUAACUUCUCCAUUACAAUUAGAUAAUGAUGUUUUAAAUAAUCAUCAUGAUAAUUGGAUUACAUCGGUUCCAACUAAACAUUUACAAUUAUUGGAAAUUUAUGGAACACAAUAUAUCAUUUUGUUUUUCAAUUCUGCAGCAUCGGAUAAGAUUGAUUCCAAUAAGAGUAGAUUUGUAUUUAAAAUAUUGGAAAUUAUUGAUUAUUCAGAUUCUAUUGAAUUAAAACAAUUGGAUAAGUUCACGUUCCAACCAGAAAUACCAAAUUCUUUAUUAUCAUCAACGAAAGAUUCAGAUGCCUCAGCUAAAGAUUCAACAUUUCAAAAUAUUCUUUGGUUUAUUCAAGAUUUCCAAACUGAAUUUAAUGACAAUGUGUUACAAUAUCAUAUUUUAUGGAAAUCAAAUACUUCAUCUAUGGUUGUUACUUAUAAUAUUAAUUUUGAUCACGGCACUAUAACUUCCAUUAAUUUAUCACUUCCUGAACAUUCUCAAGAUGAAGAAGAUCUUUCACCAUAUCAUGAUAUUGAAUAUUACCAACAAAAGAUUUUUAAUUCUGGCAGAUAUGAUAGUUUAAUUAUCGAAACCUCGAUUGAAAUCCUUCGUUCUCAUUGGAAAUUGGGUCCAUAUGAUGGAGAUAAACAAGAAGAUAUUAGACAAGUUGUAAUGGAAACAAUUAAUCAAUCAUGUAAUACAAAAGAGAAUGAAAAAUCAUUUUGGUUUAAAUUAGAUUUAUUAUGUGAAGAAUUUAAGAAAUUAUCUCAAGAAUCUUUAGCAAUUUCAUUAACCAAUAAACAAUCAAUGUUAUUAAGUUUACAAGUGAAUGGAUUUGGUGUUUUCAGACCAUCACAUUAUUAUGAAUCAUUUGCUAAUUAUAAAUUAACUCCAGCUGAUUCACAAUUAAUGACAAUCUUGAAUAAAUUCCGUACUGUUGUUUCAUCAAAGACGUAUCAUAGAUUACAUGAAAAAUUAUUAAAUACGUCAACAGUGACACCUGAACAAGUUAAUGAAUUAUUUCAAAACCAUAUUCGCUCCAGAUUCACAGAUGAAGAAAUUCAAUCCAUCUUGAUUGAAUUAGAAAAUAUCCCAGGUAUUUUAGAAAUCAUUAAAUCUUUGAUUAAUUUAAAUCAUGAAAAUGGCUAUGAAUUAGUCGAUGAUGAAGAAGCUUUCUAUACGAAUGAAAUUGGAAGUUUUAGAAAAUUAAAUGCAAUGAACACAUUUAAAGCCAUCAAAUCAAAACAUGAAGAUUUAUUAUUAGAUCUAGUUUCAUUAUUCUUAAUCUGUGAAACCAAUGAAGAUAUCAUCAGUUUAAUCAACCAAACCAUCGAAAGUUUGAACAAUUAUAACAUAGCAAGCAUAAUUUUUGACACUUGUUUCAAAGAUAAUUCAUCCCACGCCAGAAUUGAAACCAUUGGAUUAUCAAAACUUGAAAAUUCCUUAUUUUGGACUUCAAUAGUUGCCAAACAUCCAAAAUUAAACAAAUUUAUCCGUCAAGCAAGAUUUAAUGAAGCUUAUGAUUAUUUCUAUAAUGAUAUUCUCCUUUCCCACAACACAUCAUCAUCAUCAUCGUGCAGUUUUGUGGUGGAUGUAUGUAUUGAACUAAUCAAGCGUGAUGAAGGACUUUUCUUGAAGAAAUAUUUCUUGAAUCGAUUGAAUAAGGCUAGAAUUGUGGAUCGAUUCUUGAUGGGAUUGAUAUUUUUGAGAAAUGGCGAUUGUGAUGAGUUUUUUGAGAUUUUUGAAACAUAUACUCCAUAUGUUGACUUGAGAGAUGAUUUGGAAUUACAGAAUAAGGUAUAUACUUUAUGUGAUGGUGAUGGUGAUAAUGAUAGUAUUAAAGUGUUUUUAGAUGCUGUGUUUAGUCAAGAACCAGAUGAAAAGUUGAGAGAGGCGGAAUAUUUCGAUUCACUUUGUAAAUUAUCCCAAGCACAAAGUAAGCUUGCAUCAUCUCAGAAUGUUAUAAUUGUAUCAGCUCCUCCAGAAGAUGAAAUGCCGGAUAUAAGUAUCAACUGUGACGCUAAGGAUAAUAAACAAAUCAAUGAUGAUUUUAUAAAUAUCGCAUUAAAGUUUGAAAAUAAAGCUAUCGAAAUAUUGAAAUCUACCAAUAGUCAUACCGAAAUAAUAUCCACAUAUUAUCUAAAAGUAUUCGAAUUAUCAUUAAUCAUUUCCAAAUAUGAUCUAAUUUAUGAAUCAUUAUCUAAUUUAUCCACGGUAUCUCAUCCAAAAUUCAAACAAUUAUUCCAACAAUUCAUUUCCAAAUUAGUUUCUCAACUGAAAUUAUCCAUCAUAUGUCCACCAAACCCCAACACCCUAUAUCGUCAUCAUUUCUCAUUGAUUGAUUCGAUCUUGUUGGAAUUGGCAAGUAAGGAACGAUAUUUGGUUAAUUCAUUGAAGUUGUAUCAAUAUUUAUAUUCAUGGAGAUUGUUUGGGGUUGGACAAGAUUUAGAUCUGUUGGCGGAUAAGAGAGGUGCAAUUGAGGCGUUGUAUAUGUUUAUUGAAAGGUUUAAACAUUCAAAGAAUGAUGAUGAUUUGAUUAUGGGCGAAGAUAGAGAAGAUUUAUUGAAGUGUAGAUUAAAAGUCUUGGAAUUAUAUAUGAUUAUUUUGAAUUGUUUGAAAACGUUUGAAGAAGAUGAUGAUAAAUGGAUCAUCAGUCAUGGAAGUGAUAGUAAUAGAAUUGUGAAGAUUGAAGAAUUAAAAAUUGAAUAUCUUGAAUGGUUGAAACAAUUAUCUGAUUCAAGUGAAGAACUAUUAAUAUCUUAA
This is a messenger RNA of Hemisphaericaspora subhashii, 3624 nucleotides long. RefSeq lists its product as uncharacterized. The record is from RefSeq and is a predicted model, not a curated record. The transcript has a single exon. Bases 1 to 3624 code for a protein of 1207 amino acids. NCBI's taxonomy places the organism in Eukaryota, Fungi, Ascomycota, Pichiomycetes, Serinales, Debaryomycetaceae.